AGCUGAGGUGCUCAGCGAGCCGGAGGAGCCCGCACCGCCAGCUCGGAGCUCAGCGAGCGGGAGGAGCUCAGCAUGCCCGAGCCGGAGCUCAGCGAGCGGGAGGAGCUCAGCAUGCCCGAGCCGGAGCUCAGCGAGCGGGAGGAGCUCAGCAUGCCCGAGCCGGAGCUCAGCGAGCGGGAGGAGCUCAGCAUGCCCGAGCCGGAGCUCAGCGAGCGGGAGGAGCUCAGCAUGCCCGAGCCGGAGCUCAGCGAGCGGGAGGAGCUCAGCAUGCCCGAGCCGGAGCUCAGCGAGCGGGAGGAGCUCAGCAUGCCCGAGCCGGAGCUCGCGCUGCCAGCCGAGGAGGAGCUCGCGCUGCCAGCCGAGGAGGAGCUCGCGCUGCCAGCCGAGGAGGAGCUCGCGCUGCCAGCCGAGGAGGAGCUCGCGCUGCCAGCCGAGGAGGAGCUCGCGCUGCCAGCCGAGGAGGAGCACUGUGAGCCGGAGGAGCUCAGCGAGCAAAUGCCGGAGGAGCUCGGCGAGCCGGAGCAGCCCAGCGAGCCACCCACUGAGAAGCCCGCACCGCUGCUGGCGGACCUCAACGAGCCGGAGGGACCGGCGUUGCCAGCAGAGGAGCUCAGCGACCUUGGUGAGCCUGCGCUGCCACCGGAGGAGCUCGGAGGUCCGGAGGAAUCCGCUGAGCCAGAACUGGAGGUCUGCGUGCCGGAGGGGCCGCCACGUCCUGCAGCCCGGCCGCCACGUCCUGCAGCCCGGCCGCCACGUCCUGCAGCCCGGCCGCCACGUCCUGCAGCCCGGCCGCCACGUCCUGCAGCCCGGCCGCCACGUCCUGCAGCCCGGCCGCCACGUCCUGCAGCCCGGCCGCCACGUCCUGCAGCCCGGCCGCCACGUCCUGCAGCCCGGCCGCCACGUCCUGCAGCCCGGCCGCCACGUCCUGCAGCCCGGCCGGUACAUCGGGAAUCGUGGGUGGUGCUGAGGCGGGAGCUGCAACGCCGCCGCCGCCACCAGACCCGUGGCAGGCCGCCAGAACCGUUCCGCCGCCAUCGGACCCGUGGCAGGCCGCCGGAGGAACGGCGCCGCCGCCACCGGACCCGUGGCAGGCCGCCGGAGGAACAGCGCCGCCGCCACCGGACCCGUGGCAGGCCGCCGGAGGAGCAGCGCCGCCGCCACCGGACCCGUGGCAGGCCGCCAGAACCGUUCCGCCGCCAUCGGACCCGUGGCAGGCCGCCGGAGGAGCAGCGCCGCUGCCACCGGACCCGUGGCAGGCCCCCUGAACUGUUUUGCUGCUGCUGCCGGACCCGGGGCCGUCCACCGGAGAUCCUGCGCUUCCGCCACUGGACUAGAGGUAGGCCACCUGAACUGUUUUCGGCCUCUGCCUACCCACAGCAGGUUUCGCCCAUUUCUGCCGCCCACCGGGUCGGCACCCAGAACUAUAUUUGCUGCCGUUAGGGCUGGGGUUGGACUACUGAACUGAGUUCUUCACUUUUCUUUGUUGUUUGGUGGUGUUGGCGGUGAGGUUUUGGGGCCCUCCGUCCUGGACCCCCCGCCUCCCGCCCUGGGUUGGUUGCUCUGUGGUUUUGUUUUGGGUCGUCGGGAGUCGACCCUUUGAGGGGGGGUACUGUCACGGACCCGGUUCCGGGGACUCGGGGUUCGUGAACAGUGUGGACCUUUAUUGUUAUUUGUGUCUUGGAUGUAUGUUUGCUGCACUGUGCUCUUGUGUUCCAUGCUGGUGUGUGUGUGUGUGUGUGCGUGUGUGGGUGGGUGUGGCUGGAGGAUGAAGGACAGCCACCUGCAGGCCUGAUGGGUGUGGCCCUGCCAGCUGCUGGUCACGCCUAGCUUCCCACACACCUGCUUCUGAUCAGGAUCGUCGGGGGAGCUACUUAACAGAGCGAUGGAGCUUCCUCCGGCGCAGGAUCGUUGAGUUAGACUCCACGAGGACAGCGGAACACAGGACUGCGAGACACACGGGGUGUGUGAAGGCACAGGGGCAGAGAGCACGGGAUACCAGCACUUGGGAGAAGACACGUCACGGGAGUCGAGGGAGCACUUUGGAGAAUUAUUGUGUGGUGUACAUUUACCUCACUGUAAAUAAACCCACUGUUCAUUCCUCUAAGUCCUGCGUUUGGGCCCUCUCUCCAACACCCCCCACGGUCUGGCCCCCAGACCGU
This is a messenger RNA of Haplochromis burtoni (Burton's mouthbrooder), 2159 nucleotides long. Its product is annotated as serine/arginine repetitive matrix protein 1-like. The transcript is spliced from 2 exons. NCBI's taxonomy places the organism in Eukaryota, Metazoa, Chordata, Actinopteri, Cichliformes, Cichlidae. Bases 73 to 1440 code for a protein of 455 amino acids. The record is from RefSeq and is a predicted model, not a curated record.